Trichoderma breve is the source of this 552-nucleotide messenger RNA. RefSeq names its product clr5 domain-containing protein. The record is from RefSeq and is a predicted model, not a curated record. The transcript has 3 exons. Lineage: Eukaryota; Fungi; Ascomycota; Sordariomycetes; Hypocreales; Hypocreaceae. Bases 1 to 552 code for a protein of 183 amino acids.
AUGUCUUAUCCAUUGGUAACGUUCACCCAGGGUGCAUCGAAUGAUGCGUGGGAACGAUUAAGGGAAGUUAUUUCGAAUAUCUGGCUACAUGAAGCGCGGAAUCUGUCGGAAUUGGUACAUACCCUCCGUGACAGAUAUGCAUUUGUCUCUACUGAGAAAAUGUGCAGAUCUCGACUUAAAGCAUGGGGUCUAUCCACUUACAAGAAGAGUAAGGGCAAGACAACCCAGACAGCUUCCAGCAAUCCUCCCAGAAAGCGAAAGAGCAGACCCAUGAUGGGCACACUGGCACCAGUGCUUCAACAACCCGAUGUUUACAGAGUACCCAUGAUCUUUAUCAACUUGGUCGACCAGCUGAUUCUCGCACUGUUUCAAAAUGCUAAGCCAUGGUCCACUCAUCUGCAUUUGAUCCGGCCAAAGGUAUCAGCCAUGGUGGGCUUUGUACGAGGAAAUUACGUACAAGUCUCCGCGAAGCACGCUUGCAACUACGAAAGUUGGUCCCUUUGCCAAGAUCUCUGGACGCAGCCAUACGGCCACUGCAUUACUUGGUCAUGA